Messenger RNA from Coniosporium apollinis CBS 100218, 1038 nucleotides. RefSeq lists its product as uncharacterized. The record is from RefSeq and is a predicted model, not a curated record. The transcript is spliced from 2 exons. Gene Ontology annotation, cellular component: plasma membrane. Lineage: Eukaryota; Fungi; Ascomycota; Dothideomycetes. Bases 1 to 1038 code for a protein of 345 amino acids.
AUGACCUCCCACCCCGCAGACAUGAACGGCAAAGCCCCCAUGCGCGAUACAGACCCCUUGGUCAAGGUCCAGCCGCCUCGUCGCGAGGACCUCCAACCUUCCUACGCGCAAGUCAUCAAGCCCGACACCGAGGACGAGAACACCCACGGUUGGUACGGCUCGAUGAUAAACACCAUAGGCACUAUGAUCGGCACGCUCGGCUCGAUCCCAUGCUGUAUCAUCUGCCCGAAUCCCUUUAUGCAAGUCCAACAGGGCAACGUUGGCCUGAUCACCAAGUUCGGCCGCUUUGCGCGCGCGGUUGAUCCCGGACUCGUCAAGGUUAAUCCGCUGUCGGAGCGUCUGUUUCAGAUAGACGUCAAGAUCCAGAUUGUCGAGGUGCCACGACAAGUCUGCAUGACCAAAGACAACGUAAACCUGAAUCUCACUUCGGUUAUCUACUAUCGCAUUACGAGCCCCCAUAAGGCCGCCUUCGGCAUCUCCGACAUCCGCCAAGCCCUUGUCGAGCGUACCCAAACCACCCUCCGACACGUAAUCGGCGCACGCGUCCUCCAAGACGUGAUCGAGCGGCGCGAAGAGAUCGCGGCCUCGAUCCGCGAGAUCAUCGAGGAGACCGCCGUGGGCUGGGGCGUCGAGGUUGAGAGCAUGCUGGUGAAGGACAUUAUCUUCAGCCAGGAGCUGCAAGAGUCGCUAUCCAUGGCUGCGCAGAGCAAGCGCACGGGCGAGGCCAAGGUCAUUGCUGCGCGUGCAGAGGUUGAGAGCGCGAAGCUUAUGCGUCAGGCUGCUGAUAUCUUAUCUUCGGCUCCGGCGAUGCAGAUUCGCUAUCUCGAGGCUAUGCAGGCGAUGGCGAAGACGGCGAACAGUAAGGUCAUCUUCUUGCCGGCACAGAAUCAGACCGUGCAGAGUCAGCUCGCGCAAGCGGAGGCGGCUGGCGAGGGGCCGAGUAAGUAUGCUAGUCCACACAGCGGUGGUGAUGAGUAUGGGCACACCGAUUCGAUGUUUCAGAGUGCGAUGAACGCGCGUGUGAUCGAGAAUAUGUAA